CCAAAAAGAAAAGUAAUCCAGGAUUACGGCAAACUAAAGAGAGAAAUUCUCAACAAAUUACGUGUCGCGAAAACUGUAGAAGAACAACUUAUCCAGUUUUCAGAUGUUACGCGAAAGUUCGACGAAUAUCCCGAUCCAAAUUUAAUCUGUAAUACGUUGUCAUUUCUCGCGGAAUGUUUCAGAACGUGUGAUAAGAAUGAAAUUCGAUACUGCCUUUUAAAAGUAUUCAAAGAAACAGAAAAAUACAUUAAGCAAACUGAUAGUGCCGCUCUCGACCAUACGGUGAAAAACAUUUUUUACCCUUUGGAAAACCGAAGCAAUGAUACUGUGGCCCGUGCAAUAGCUCUGAGGAUCCUUGGCUAUUUAUCUAUUCUAUUAACAGAUCGAAUCGAUAUUCAACAUGGAAUACUUCAACGUCUAGAUUCUACUUUUCCGAUUGAGGCGAAUGCUGCCAUAUUUGCAGCAGAUAAAUUGUGCGCAAAAACCGAAAAAUUUGCUGUCAUUUUAUGUGACCAACUGGAAACAAAACUUCAAUCCAAUGACUUACCGAUGGCUUUUAGAAUAAAAUUAAUACGUAUAUUACGUAACAUGCAUUGGGAAAUAAGCCUAGCUCAUAAGUCAAGAAAUUUAUGCCUUCAAAUGCUUGAGCAAACUUCUGACGGAAUAAUGCAGUCAGCCAUUUUGAGAACGCUGACCUUAUUAUCUUGUCGUGCACUUGUUGACAGAUCCGAUCAAGUAGAGCUAUUGAUGGAAUAUGCACUUAAUGGUUCAAAUGAAUAUGUGAGAAGCAAUGCAUUAGUUGAUUUAUUAAAUUUGGCUAAAAAAGAUUCAGUUUUCAGUGUUUCACAUGCCUUGAGAUUGUUAAAUUUAGUAGUUAACGCGCCAGAACAAGUCAUCAAAGUUAAGGCAUUACGUAUCUUGACGGUCUUGAUUAAACGUGGAAGGUUACUCGCUGACCUCUUAUCACAGGGAUCUGAUCAAGACUUAUGUAUAGAAGCUCUUCAUUCUAUUCAAAAUUGUGAGGAUAUGAUCCACCAUAUUACCGGUGAAGUGAGCAUAAUUGCUGCUCAAUUUUGUACUGAACUUAUUAUAGAAACACGACGCAUUGUAUCGCGUACAGAUAUUUUAAUUUGGAAAGAAUGGAAUACAUACAUUGGAGAACUUUCUUCAAAAAUCCAAUCGUCAUUCCUAUCGAUUAUUGUAGGAUUGAUGCAGGUCGCGGAUAUAAAUGUAUUAGAUCGUGAUACACAUGGGAAAAUUAUUAAGAAGUAUCUUAAAUUUCUUUUUUCAAUGUGUUUAUCAGAUGAUACCAUGGCCUUAGAUGUAUCAAGGUCUAUUAUUAAAGUAAUGCAAGAAUAUAUUACAACGAACAAUGACGACAUUCUUGCCGAAGUGUCCAAAUUUAUCCUAAUGGUUGGUAAACUCAGGAAAUCAAUAAUUCAAACGUUAAUGCAAGAUUUAAUGGCAGUCCUGAAAUCUAGCGAGCUUUUGCAAAUGCCACGAUCGUUUACUCUCUUGGCAAAAACUGCAUUAAAAGUCCCUCCUGAAAAUAAUACAGAAGCAGAAAGUUUCCAACAAAUGAUCAUUGCAAUAAUUAAAAAUUUUGGUCAGUUCGAUGGGAGCACUGUUUGUAAUAAUCAGUGGAAUAUUUAUCUGAUUGGUGUAGACUCUGGUAAAUCUGGAUGUUUCUUUGUCAUGGCGAAUAUUAUGCAAUUUUUUGUUACAGUUGUUGAUGUAGACGCCUCAAGAUAUUGGCUUAGAGCUCUAAUUAAUAUCGCAACAGCAGAAAAAGGAAUGGUUAUGAAAGUGGGCAUAGAUCAAAUGUUCGAUUUGCGACCAGGGCAAGCAGAUAUUUUAGAUACAUUUGAAGAUUCUAUCCGUCGUUACGCACAAGGUGACGAAGAAUUAAAUGGAUUUAUGGCAUUAAUGGACAUCUCCAGUCAACGAUUAUUUGCAAAAUGGUUUUACCUUCUUCGAGUUGAGUUUUUUAAGACCAUGAAAUCCUUUUUGGAAAAGUUGAACCAAUAUAUGAAUCCUAGAAUUAGACGUAAAAAAAAGGACAUGGUUGAUAUUCAGGAAAUGUUAUUAAGAACUGCACACAUGCACGAUUUCGUAGCACAUUCAUUCUUUGAUGUUGAUAAGAAAAGUUUGGAGAUCUUAGAAUCAUACAGGAUUUGCUGCCUAAUAUUGGUAUAUGCCAUAAAAAGUCUUCUUACUGGAGUUGAACCAAGCCAAGAACACAUUGACCCUUCCUUGAUUCCAUUGAUUCCAAUGAUACGAUAUGUGAAUGCUGAUAUGAAUGGCUUUACCAACUCAUGGAAGGCAGGCGAGAUAGAUCAGCAAGAAAGAUUAGCAUUGUAUACUCAAUCCAUUCAAAUAUUGAGGGAAAUUGAACAGCAUAAACUUCAAAGUGCACCGUCGAAUCCAGUAUUAGUUGUACGUGACUUUGUACGUGCCAUGUUAAAAAUUCCCAUGAAAAUUCCACCAUACUUCUUUGAUAGACAACAAAGAACACGUAUCCAUUGGCUUGACGUCCCGUAUUUUAAGGGAAACAAUAAACCAAUUUUGGUUCAAGAAAAACUCGUUCUUAAGUUGGAAGGAAUAGUGCGAUCAGGUUAUGAAGCUGUAUCAAAAAAAUUGAAAAGCAUUGAAAUGAUCAUCUUUGGAUCAAAUAUCGAUUUCUUUGAGAAAUCGAAUCCUGAGAAUUCUUUAUUAAAUAAUUUAAAAUUUUCAGACGUAGCAUUAAAUUAUAGAGAGUUUGCCACAAAAAACGCCGAUUCAUUACAAACUUCUUCGGCCGUUGUUUGUAGUGUGGAGAUCAACAAUAAUUUUUUUACAGCUUCGGUUAUCUUUCCGUUUCCAUUAGGUAAAGAUGGUUUUAGGUUUAUAAAUGUUCAUACCAGAGUUGUUGACGAUCAAUCUGUCAUGUGGACGAUCGGACCUGACUUGAGAAUAACGGCUCCUCUUGUUAAUAAUAUACAACAGUAUGAUUGA
This is a messenger RNA of Dentiscutata erythropus, 2994 nucleotides long. The record is from the annotation of a GenBank genome assembly. NCBI's taxonomy places the organism in Eukaryota, Fungi, Glomeromycota, Glomeromycetes, Diversisporales, Gigasporaceae.